UUGUCUCUAAUAAUUAUAUUCUACCUUUAUUAUCUUCAGCUUCAUUCUCAGGUUAAUUGUUUCGGAGCUCAUAGAGACGGUGCUCUCAAUAGCCUUGGCUGCCCAGAAGCCAGGCCUUUAGAUACCUUUAUUGAUUCCAUAACCGGAAUUCCUUUUGGUGGUCUUGCCAAGCCUGGCCUUUUGCUCUCAGAACUUCUUGCCGAUACAGACUCAACCAAUCUUCCGAUAUCGCCUGGGAUUCGAAAUUUUGGAUCUCUUGGCUCAAACUCUGACCUCGUAUCCGACUCCAAGUGUACUGCUAGCACUGCGGCCGCCGGUUCUACCAACGACGGUCUCUGUGAUGGCAUUCGUCAUAAGGCAAAGGUUGCCGACGCCCCUCCAUUCCAAGCUGGACCCCAUCUGGUCUGCAUCAAUCCUUUUCACUAUUCCUACGGCUGUUAUUCACAUUUAGGUAGGAUUUCUAAUUUUAUUUGCAUAUUAAAUAAUUUUUUACUAUUUAAAUAG
Messenger RNA from Protopolystoma xenopodis, 504 nucleotides. The record is from the annotation of a GenBank genome assembly. Lineage: Eukaryota; Metazoa; Platyhelminthes; Monogenea; Polystomatidea; Polystomatidae.